UAUCACAGACACAUCUGAGCCCUGGACCAGGGGAGGUGGCAGCCAUGGGGGGUCCCCCCCACAGUUGCUUCUGGGCCAGCUAAAAUGGGUCACCGCAGCCCAGGAGGACCGUGUGGCCGGAGGGGGCUGGGCAGGGGCUCAGGGGGCCCACCCUGGGCCCUGGCAGGUGGUCCCGGGGCCUCUCUCCCUCCCUCUGCCUCCAGCCUGGAGCGCCGUUCUCUGAUUGCUGCAGAGCAGGAUGUCCUCUAGAGAGGCUACUCCAGAACUCAAAAUAGCAUGAAAUUUAAUUUUCCGCCUAUUUGACAAGGCUUGGUCCAGGCCCCAUCAGCGGCAGAGAUAAGGGUCCCGGGGCCCAGGGAGCAGCCAGCUGGGCAGGCGGCAAACACUCCACGGUCCCCGGGCAGGCUGCGUGCAGGUGAGGCCGGUCCGCAGGCCCCCCCCACCGCGGGGCCCUGGUUGCCGGGCGCUAAAGCAAACGGACUCUAUUUGCCCAGUCUGCGAUGACAAUGCCAUCACCAAAUAUUUGCCAGCCCAGGCGGCUGCAGGGCCGGGCUAUAAAUGCUUGCACCCAGGUGGAGGUGGGCCUGCCCGGCAAGAGCUGCAGGCCUCGGCCAGACAGCACCCGCCGCGGAGGCCUCGGGGGACAGAGAGAUGGCCGCGGGCGUGAUCCGGCCCCUGUGUGACUUCCGGCUGCCCCUGCCGCCCCACCGCUCCUUCCUGCCCUCAGACCUGGAGCCCACAGAGACUUCGGAGGAGGAGGAGGAGGAGGAAGAGGAGGAGGAGGAGGAAGAGGAGGAGGAGGAGCUGCAGGGUGAGGGGCCAGGGGUCUGCAGCCCGGCCCCCCAGUGCUCAGGCUGGGCCCAGGCGGCCCCGGAAGCAGCCGCGCAGGGGCCCAGCCGCCCCGAGACGCCGCUGCGGCUGCUGCGGUUCUCCGAGCUCAUCAGCAGCGACAUCCAGCGCUACUUUGGCCGCAAGGACAGGGGGCAGGACCCAGAUGCCUGCGAUGUCUACGCCGACGGCCCGGCCGGCAGCUCUGCGCGGGGGCUCUACUACGCCGACCUGGUGCACCUGGCCCAGGACAGGCCCCAGGAGGACGAGGGGGCCCCCAAGCCCGGGGUCUGCUCGCCGGGGGGCCAGGCGCACAGGCUGGGCCUCGGUGGGGACGGGGCGCAGCCGCUGGGACCCCUGGCAGAGCUCUUCGACUACGGCCUGCGGCGGUGCACGGGGCCCAAGGCGGCGGGGGGCCGCGGCGUGAGGCUGGAGCGGAAGUAUGGCCACAUCACCCCCAUGACCCAGCGCAAGCUGCCCCCGUCCUUCUGGAAGGAGCCGGCCCCCAGCCCCCUGGGCCUGCUGCACCCUGGCACACCCGACUUCAGCGACCUGCUGGCCAGCUGGUCCGCCGAGGCCUGCCCCGAGCUGCCUGGUGCCGGGGCCCAGGCCCUGGAGGGGGCCCAGCUGGCUGAGGCCUAGCAGACGGGCUGGGGGUGGCAGGGCCACCUCCCUAUGGCAGCCCCUCUUCCUCUGCCAUCCUGGGACAGCCUCGGGACCCCUGCGUCUAGGUGGCCCCAGCAGGACCAGGUGGGCACAGGCAGUGACGGCCAGAGGCCUCUAGGGCUGGGAAGGGCAAGAGCAGGGGCUGCCCAGGCCACCCCCGGCCCUUGGUUCCAGCAGAGCCCCCCAGGGGGCUCAGGGGCCCUC
Messenger RNA from Microcebus murinus (gray mouse lemur), 1698 nucleotides. It is a transcript of the gene PERCC1, whose product is annotated as proline and glutamate rich with coiled coil 1. NCBI's taxonomy places the organism in Eukaryota, Metazoa, Chordata, Mammalia, Primates, Cheirogaleidae. The record is from RefSeq and is a predicted model, not a curated record.